Molecule: messenger RNA, 1673 nt
Organism: Daucus carota subsp. sativus
Lineage: Eukaryota; Viridiplantae; Streptophyta; Magnoliopsida; Apiales; Apiaceae
Product: glucan endo-1,3-beta-glucosidase
Exons: 1
Coding region: 125-1291 (388 amino acids)
Biological process (GO): carbohydrate metabolic process
Cellular component (GO): plasma membrane
Molecular function (GO): hydrolase activity, hydrolyzing O-glycosyl compounds
Source: RefSeq, a predicted model, not a curated record
CUACCCCAUCCAUUAUCCCGCCAAAAAAUAAAACAAACUCUCCCCCGCUAAAAUACGCCACUCUCCCUUACCCUGCGCACAGCCUCACUUCAUCUUCUCCACUCCUCUCUCUCACUCUCUUACAAUGUUUCUCUCUCUAGAAACACACAAGAAACAGAUGCUGACCGUCGCAUCUCUCUCUCUCCUCCUCCUUCUCUUCACUUCCUCCACCGCCUGCACCACCAUAGGCGUCUCCUACACCUCCGCCGGCGCCGCUGCCUCCUCUCCGGAACACAUCGCCGCAGUCCUCCGGUCCCACCGCAUCUCCGCCGUGCGUCUCCAAGCUCCAGAACCUUCUGUCAUCCGCGCUUUCACGUACUCCAACAUCUCACUACUUCUCGAGGUUCCGAAUCAUCUCGUCUCAUCCUUUGCUUCCAAUGUCUCCGCCGCGAAUCUCUGGCUCUACACGCACGUCGUUCCGUUCUAUCCGCGCGUCAAAAUCUCCGCGAUCUCCGUUGGUUCUAAUACGGUGAGUACUUCUCAGGCUGAUCUCUCGGAUGUACUGAUCCCGGCGAUGCAGAACUUGAAGCGAUCGCUUAACUCGCUCGGAAUAUCAGAUAUUUCUGUUUCGACGACGUUUUCAUUUAUUGAUAUUAUGAACAAUGCGUUUCCGCCUUCUUCUGCUGAAUUUCAAGAGCCGAUUAAUCGGAUGUUAAUCAGGCCGUUACUCCAGUUCCUCGAAGAAAACAACUCGUCUUUCUUCGUAAAUCUCUAUCCGUACAAAGUUUAUAGACUCAAUUCCGAAAUUCCAGUUGGAUUUGCUCUGUUUCGAGAUCAUCCGUACAAUUUUCGAGAUGAUAUUACUACUGGAGUUCGUUAUCGUAAUUUGUUUGAUAUGAUGGUUGAUGCUGUAAUUGCAGCGAUGACGGUGUCAGGUCACGAGAAUAUUCCGUUAGUUGUGACUGAAACAGGCUGGCCGAGUUAUAACAGUGGUAAUGAGCCUGAGGCCAGUCAUCAUUACUCGGAGAUGUAUUUUCAGGGACUGAUUACUCAUUUGAAGUCUGGACUUGGUACUCCAUUGCGAAAGGAAGGAGUUGCGGAAGCUUAUUUGUACGAAUUGUUUGACAACGAUGAUAAUAAUGAUACUAUGCAAGUGACUGCGAGUGGGAGUGGGAUGCAAAAUUGGGGAAUCAUGUACCCUAACUUGACUAUGAAGUACAACAUCCCGUUUUCUUCGGAUUCUAAGAGGUUUCAUGGACAGGGAAUUGCAGGAAUGGCUGCUCUUCUCUUGGUGAUUUCUGCUCUCUUGUAAAAUUGCCAAUAUCUUGUUGUUGUUGGUGUGUUUGGUGUCUAUAGACUGAUUACUUGGCUAGAUUCUGAUAAGUCUUGAAUGUGAAUAUCUUGAACUGUGAAAUCGUAGAAACAUAAAGGGAUGGCUUGAAAAUGUGCAUUACUUGAUGUGGAUAGGUACAGUAAUUGAAGCAAUGGAAAGAAACUGUCAAGUUGUUCUUCAAGUUUGAUGUAGAUCAUACAUGUUUGAUGUUAAGAAAUUUCGAGUUUUAGGUCAUAUUUGCUGGUUUUUGGUUUGUGUGAUAUCAUAUCAUAUGCUGAGUGAAAGAGUCAUUAUUGCAUUCAGAUUGUAUAAAAUCUUUCUUUCCUGCAAAUUGUAUAUGUGCAAGAAUGUAGUUGAGUAG